Messenger RNA from Didymosphaeria variabile, 615 nucleotides. RefSeq lists its product as uncharacterized. The record is from RefSeq and is a predicted model, not a curated record. Lineage: Eukaryota; Fungi; Ascomycota; Dothideomycetes; Pleosporales; Didymosphaeriaceae. The transcript has a single exon. The coding region runs from base 1 to 615 and encodes 204 amino acids. Gene Ontology annotation, biological process: mycotoxin biosynthetic process.
AUGAUAACAUACGAAGACCGCCCUCCAAAUCUGAACGACGGAGCCAAAGCCGGCGACUACUCGCCCCUCCCAUCAUCGAGCGACUUCCAUGAUGAGGACGAAAAGUUACUGCACCCAGGCCGCAUUGCAAGACUGCAGAACAAGUGGACACGCGCCUCGAAAUGGCUUCGCAUCUCCCUCGAGAUCGUCGGCCUGCUCCUGCUUCUCUCCAACUUUUUCAUGCUCCUCAAUUACUCGCAACCCGUCACCGGCCCCGACCCCCGUGUAUCCUCAGGUCCUGCGAACAAACACAUGAUGUACGGCUCUGACCCACGUUACAUGUCCUUCAAUCAUAAGUACGACUACCUCUGGAACGACGCCUUCACAGAAACUUGGGGCGCCAUAGCUCUUCCUCCGUUCAAGGACGCAGCCAGCCUGUACAGCAAAGACUCGUUACACGAUGAAGGCGGUAUCGGCAUGUUUCAUGCGUUCCACUGUCUCGCGUCUAUGCGUGCGGCGUUUCAGAAGAUGAACGAAAGCACGGUGACGCUGGAACAGCUGCAGAAGGGGGAUCAUGUGGCGCAUUGUUUCGACUAUCUGAGGAACGUGAUACUGUGUAUGGCGGAUGGUGAGUAG